Tarenaya hassleriana is the source of this 1849-nucleotide messenger RNA. Its product is annotated as beta-glucosidase 42. Gene Ontology annotation, molecular function: beta-glucosidase activity. Gene Ontology annotation, biological process: carbohydrate metabolic process. The transcript has 13 exons. Lineage: Eukaryota; Viridiplantae; Streptophyta; Magnoliopsida; Brassicales; Cleomaceae. The record is from RefSeq and is a predicted model, not a curated record.
AAUAAUAAACUGAUGAUAUUACACCACCUCUCCCCGUCUCUGAUCUCUGUGACUGUUCCUGCAAACAAAUUUCGCGCAGAUUUGAUUAAACCCUUUCUUCGAAUCGGUAACCGAAGAGUUCCAAGAGGAACAACAAGAAGGGCACAAAUGCCGCAGAUGGUUCAAGGAUCUGAUCUCUCCGUCUCGCGGGAAAUCUGCCGGUCGGAUUUCCCCUCCGGCUUCACCUUUGGCGUCGCCACUUCCGCUUACCAGAUUGAAGGAGGCUGGAAUGAGGGAAAGAAAGGUCCAAGUAUAUGGGACGCGUUCACUCAUAUUGAAGGUCAAUGCUUUCUUCUGGGCACCAAUGGCGACGUAGCUGUAGAUCACUAUCACAGAUAAAAGGAAGACAUUGAGCUUUUAGCAAAAUUAGGAUUCAGCGCUUACAGAUUUUCCAUAUCAUGGUCCCGCAUUUUCCCUGAUGGCUUGGGAACUGAUGUCAAUGAAGAAGGAGUUGCUUUCUACAAUAAUAUUAUCGACACACUUCUGGAGAAAGGUAUUAAACCGUUUGCGACUCUGUACCACUGGGAUCUUCCCUUGCAUCUCCAGGAAUCAAUGGGAGGGUGGACAAAUAGGAAAAUUGUAGACUACUUUGGCCUGUAUGCAGAUGCAUGCUUUGCUAAUUUUGGUGAUAGAGUGAAGCAUUGGAUCACACUUAAUGAGCCUCUCCAGACCUCGAUUAAUGGGCACGAUGUCGGGAUAUUCGCUCCCGGAAGAAACACAAAUUCAUCAAUUGAACCAUAUUUGGUCUCACAUCAUCAGGUCCUAGCUCAUGCUACUGCUGUUUCAGUAUACAGAAGCAAAUACAAGGAAAAGCAAGGGGGUCAAAUUGGUUUGUCGGUUGAUUGUGAAUGGGCAGAGGCUAAUUCCGAUAAAAUGGAAGACAAGAUCGCCGCAGCUAGGCGCAUCGAUUUUCAGCUCGGAUGGUUCCUAGAUCCUUUGUACCGUGGAGAUUAUCCCGCGAGUAUGCGCCAGAAUGUCGGAGAUCGUCUUCCUACAUUCUCGCCGGAAGAAAAGGAGUUUAUGCUUCAAAACUCGUGGGACUUCAUCGGUCUUAAUCACUACACUUCAAGGUUAAUUGCUCAUCUCCCGAACAUACAAGCGGAAAGCGAGUUAUAUAAAGCACAAGAAACGCAGAGGAUGGUUGCAUGGGAGAGUGGAGAGCCGAUAGGCGAGAGGGCAGCCUCAGAUUGGCUUUACGUUGUUCCUUGGGGAAUCCGGAAGACUCUGAAUUACAUAAAGCAAACGUACAACAACCCUCCGAUAUUUAUUACUGAGAACGGUAUGGAUGACGAGGAUGACGGGGCCGCCCCUCUCCACGAGAUGCUCGACGACAAACGUAGAGUUGCAUAUUUCAAGAGUUACCUCGCAAAUGUCGCCCAGGCAGUCAAAGAUGGAGUAGAUGUGAGGGGAUAUUUCGCGUGGUCGUUGUUGGACAACUUCGAGUGGGCUCAAGGGUAUACCAAACGGUUCGGUUUGGUAUAUGUUGAUUACAAGAACGGUUUAACCCGGCAUCCGAAAUCUUCGGCCUAUUGGUUCAUGAAGUUUCUGAGAGGUGAUGAAGAGAGCAAGGGCAAAAAGGAUUGAACGAAAAUCAAGCUAAUAAUGGUUAGAUAAUAUUUAUACAUCUUGUUGAGCUUUAAGUUUGCUGUAUAACAACUUUUGAGGUAUCAUAAUGUUGUACCAAAUCUGAUGAUCGGUAGAUGUUCCAAAGACAGUUGGCAUUACCGUUCUUGUUUUUGGCGGCGGAGUUGCGUCCGGCGUUGAUAUGGAUCGGGUAUCCGAAUUUUUCGGUGUAUCCUUUUUCUUUCUC